AUGAUGUUCAAUAUGUGCUUGGCCUUUCUUACGACCAAGAAGAUCGAGAAGCUCGAAGGCGAGGCCUACGUCAACGUCCGCAAGGGGAAGAUAAUACCCGGGUACGAGCUGAACUUGGUCCUAUCCUACGAGGCCGUGGCCAAGGAUUCCGACGGGACCUCGGUGGUUCUGAGCACCGAGGGUUCCGUCGAGGUGCCCUACAUCUCCGAUGAGAAUGCCGGCGAGGAUCCAGAGAUUCGAAUCACCAUCAAAGACGAUGGGCCAGUUGGUAAGAGGUUGAAGGAGGCGUUCAUCGCCAAGGGGAAGCCCUUUGUGUUCGAGAAAAUCAGGGAGUAUGUUGAGGCAAUGGCGAGAGGGGGCCCCGCUAAGGAGGAUUUGGAAGUUAAGAAAGUCGGCUCGAAAAAAGCGGCUGUUGGAUCUGGUGCUGUGGCUAGUAAUGCCGCUAGCUCUGGUUCGGGCGUGAAGGAGGUGAAGAAGAAGGAGGAAAAGAAGAAAGAGGGGUUUAAGACCAUAACGAUGAGCGAGAAGUUUAGUUGCCGUGCUAGGGAUUUGUUUGAGAUCUUAAUGGAUGAAAAUAGGUGGAAAGGAUUUACACAGAGCAAUGCAAGGAUCAGUAAGGAGGUAGGAGGAGAAUUUAGUAUUUUUGAUGGGUCUGUGACAGGGAAGAAUCUGGAGUUGCAGGAAGGGAAGCUGAUUGUUCAGCAAUGGAGAUUCGGGAGCUGGCCGGAUGGCAUUGUGUCGACGGUGCGCCUUAGUUUCGAUGAGCCUGAAUCUGGGGUUACGAUUGUGAAGCUCACACACACUGAUGUACCUGAGGAAGACAGGUAUGGUAAUGCAACUGUUGUGGAGAAUACUGAGAGGGGUUGGAGGGAUCUUAUAUUCCAAAGGAUACGAGCAGUUUUUGGCUUUGGAAUAUGA
Messenger RNA from Striga hermonthica, 918 nucleotides. NCBI's taxonomy places the organism in Eukaryota, Viridiplantae, Streptophyta, Magnoliopsida, Lamiales, Orobanchaceae. The record is from the annotation of a GenBank genome assembly.